Siniperca chuatsi (mandarin fish) is the source of this 3183-nucleotide messenger RNA. RefSeq names its product WW domain-containing adapter protein with coiled-coil-like. Lineage: Eukaryota; Metazoa; Chordata; Actinopteri; Centrarchiformes; Sinipercidae. The coding region runs from base 264 to 1853 and encodes 529 amino acids. The record is from RefSeq and is a predicted model, not a curated record. Gene Ontology annotation, biological process: positive regulation of TORC1 signaling; regulation of autophagy. Gene Ontology annotation, cellular component: nucleus. Gene Ontology annotation, molecular function: RNA polymerase II complex binding; chromatin binding. The transcript is spliced from 13 exons.
UGACUCGGCUGCUUUUCGCUGAGCUACAUCGGCCAAGCCAAGCGCAUACCGUAACUACAUGCCAGAUGAUGCACUGAGGGUGGUUAAUAAUAACGACCACCCGCUAUGCAGUGCUGGUGCUCGAUGCACGGCUUGUAGGAAUCUGUUUGGUAGAAUAGACUGAGUCUAGAUAUCAGGAAGCUGAAGAAAAGAGAACUGUGAGAGCAGACAGACAGGAGGCCACGGUUCCCCCUCACACACAUACAUACAUCACCACGGCCUUGAUGGUGAUGUAUGCAAGGAAACCAACAAGAGUCAGCGAUGGGUGCAACGACAGAAGGGAUUCACAAUCCUAUCAGACCCAUAAAUCUCAGCCAAAGAGCCAGUCCAGCAGCCUUCACCGUUACGACAAGGUGCGCGAUGGUUCAUCGGACCCCACGCCCCCUUACAAGAUGCUGCGACGCUCAGACGAAAGUCCUGUCAGCAGACAUGGAGACGGCACAGGACAUGGAAAGGCAAAAACCUCUCACACAGUUAGAGGAAAAAAUGGGACCAGCGGCUCUCCUCAGGAGAACUCUCACAACAACAGCUCCCACCAUGGCUCCGACUCGCAAGCGACUCAGAGCAAGCCUGCAGACAGGCACCAGGACCCAGCAGAUGACUGGACUGAACACAUCAGCUCCUCUGGGAAGAAAUACUACUACAACUGUAGAACUGAGGUCUCCCAAUGGGAGAAGCCCAAGGACCUGUUGGAGAGAGAACAACGACAGAAAGACUCAGUCAAGAUGGCGGCGAACAGUUUCCCCAGGGACAUGGACUACAGACAAGAGGCCUUGCAGGACAAAGCCACAACAAAGACCACAUCAGGGGACCAGUCCACAGCAUCCAACUCCGGCCAUUCCUCCUCGUCCUCUUCUUCUCAGAGCCUGAAUUCUGCUCCUGGUGCUUUAGGUUCCACCCCCUCCACCAUGUCCUCCUCCUCUUCCUCGUCAUCGGGGCAGGCGCCUCAGUCUGUCCAAUCCCCGUCACCAGCACUGCUGCAGGACCCAGCCCUCCUGCAUCAGCUCCUCCCAGCGCUACAGGCUACUCUGCAGAUGAACAACGGCAGUAUGGACAUGGCUAAACUCAAUGAGGUCUUGGCAGCUGCUGUCACCCAAGCUUCCUUGCGGUCUGUGCUUCAUAAGCUCCUCACUGCUGGACCUGCUUUCAACGUCACUGCUCUGCUCUCAGCUGCUCAGCACUCCAACCAAGCCCAGCACUCCAGUCAGUCCCCUGUCUCUCUGACGUCGGAUGCAUCAUCACCGCGGCCGUACGUCUCACCACGGAACGGCACACCGCAGAGCAACCAGAAAUCCCUUCUGGGCGUGCACCCUGGCAGCAUCACAUCCUCACAAACAAGGGGCAGUAUGUCUUCAGGUAAACAAGGAUCAGUCCCCCUGUCUCAGACCACAGAGAAGCGUCCAGAGGACCCCAGAACUCUGCAGCAGAGAAGCCAGGAGAUUCUGUGCACGGGAUCAAAUGUAUCUGGAGCUGCGUUGGCCCAUGUCUCCUCCAGCAGCACCAGCCAAACCCAAGCCGACGCCCCCGGCUCCUUCACUCCCACCCUGGCAGCUCAUUUUGAUGAGAACCUCAUCAGACAUAUCCAAGGAUGGCCUUCAGAGAACACUGAGAAACAGGCGGCUCGGUUGCGUGAGGACAUCCACAACAUGGGCAGCUUGUACAUGUCUGAGAUCUGCACAGAGAUGAAAAACCUCCGCUCCCUGGUCAGAGUAUGUGAAAUUCAGGCCACGCUGAGGGAACAGAGAAUCCUGUUUCUGAGGCAGCAGAGCAAAGAGCUGGACAAGCUGAAGAACCAGAACUCCUACAUGGUGUGAGGACCAGAGAAGAAAAGGACUGGGAUGGAUGGACUAAAAUUAUGAUUGGAAAAAGAUGAGUAGACAUGGACAGGCAAGCUGCUACAGCCUGUUUAUUCUCCCUACAAGAGCAACUGAGAAAAGCUGUUAGAAGACAAAUACAACAGCGGCUGACAAGGUGAAGCUCCAUCAUCCCGAACAUGUCUUUUCUUUUUUUUAAAUUAGUUUUUUCCAGUGUCCACCACAUGAAUUGCUCUCGCUGAAAGGUGAAACUGACAGUUCGCAGAGUCGGACACUUUAACCAGUGGACAUAGAGGACCUGAGGCUCUUUUCAAACAGCACCUUUUCGGACUGUGAACCUUGGAUUGUGUGUAUUGUAAUGGGUUAACUUGUUUUCUGGUGUGUUUUGAUGUGUAGUGGUCAGGAAAAGAUUAAUUCUUGGGAAAAUGAACUAAAACAAACCAUCUCAUAAUAAUUGGUGUGACACAAUUCCCGGGGGGGUGUUUGAACAAACUUGUUCGCUCCCCCAUCUUCUGAAAUGGACUUUGUCAUGCAUUGAAAUGUAUGGAUUCAAUGGCAGUGAUGUUACUAAUGUUAUUUUUUAUUCACUAUACUUGUCAGUGGUUUUGCCAUCCCAGUGUGUCUUCAAGCUGGUUGGUUUUACAUGUCUUGGGAUUAGCGAAGACCUUUGGCGAGACAUUUCUGAAAAUACUUAAUUGUGCUUCAGUUAUUUUGUCCCAGUUGAUGGGAAUCUGCGUUAUGGUUCCAGUGGUACAAAUUCACUGAGAAGUUAUGGCUAGUCAAACACACUCCACAUGUUUCAAAGCCAUUUUUAAAAAGCCUACAUUAUUGGACCUAGGUUGGCUGCUAGUGCAUAUGAGGUUAUAUUCAUUUGUAGCCCAUUUUCUUAUCCCUUCUGCUAUUUGUCUUUUUUUUUGUAUAAUUGUCAACAUUUUGUUAUUCUCCCAAGUCCGACUGGGGAAAUAUUUCAUUCCUUUUGUGCAGCUUUGCAAGAGAUUGUGUAAAAGAAUAGAAAACCGACUGAAUUUACAGUCAUGUAAAGCUAAAUUAUUGUUGCACAUGACUGAUUACAUCCUUGUAGUCAUAAUGGAAAAAGACCAAUGGAAAGACGAUUUAUUUUUUCAAAAAGGAAACUCGUGUUUUGUUUAAUCAUUUUUGUUCAGUUGUCAUGGCUGCGGCCCUUUUAUCAAGUGACUCUAGCCAGAUUUGGCUGCUUUUUUUUUUUUUUUUAAGGGUUCAUUCAUGAUAAGAGGGUAUACUUUUUAUAUGAACAUCACAUUUAACUGCAGUCGUACACUUCUACACCCAUAAAGCAACUUCCUUUGUCUCA